Messenger RNA from Phanerochaete carnosa HHB-10118-sp, 3636 nucleotides. RefSeq lists its product as uncharacterized. Gene Ontology annotation, molecular function: P-type proton-exporting transporter activity; ATP hydrolysis activity; ATP binding. The coding region runs from base 117 to 3134 and encodes 1005 amino acids. Lineage: Eukaryota; Fungi; Basidiomycota; Agaricomycetes; Polyporales; Phanerochaetaceae. Gene Ontology annotation, biological process: regulation of intracellular pH; proton export across plasma membrane. The record is from RefSeq and is a predicted model, not a curated record. The transcript has 6 exons. Gene Ontology annotation, cellular component: plasma membrane.
AUUGCUGUCGUCGUCCCCCUCCUCGCUCUUCUGAGCACCUCCGCAUAGAAAGCCCCCUUACAGGGUCUUCUUCUCCACCUCUUACAUCGCGACUUCUGCUUGCGCCUUCUCCAGACAUGUCCGCUAACGUCGAGAAGGAGGCGGGUCCAACCGAGCCCGUCGGAGACAGCAACCAGCCUCCAACUCCCACUGACGCUCCGGAGCCUGAGAAGAAGAAAAAGAGAGAGUACAAGGACUUCGGUCACGAGGAGGCAAAAGCUACGCACGCGAAGGUCGAUAUGUCUCAAAUUCAACUUCGCGCGGAGGAUCUCUACGACAAAGACAAGGUUGACCUGGAGACCAUCGUCGUGGACGAUGUGUUCAAGCUUCUCCAGUGUACGGAAGCGGGUCUCGAUACUGCUGAGGCCCAACGCCGUUUGGAGUUGUUCGGCCCCAACAAGCUCGAAUCAGAGGAACAGAACGCAUUCCUCCAGUUCCUGGGCUUCAUGUGGAAUCCGCUUUCGUGGGUCAUGGAAGCUGCUGCCCUUGUCGCCAUUGUUCUCUCCAACGGAGAGGGUCAGCCUCCGGAUUGGGAAGAUUUUGUCGGCAUCGUCUGUCUGCUAUUCGUCAACUCUCUCAUCGGUUUCUACGAGGAGCGCAACGCCGGUAACGCCGUCAAGGCGCUCAUGGAAUCGCUCGCUCCCAAGGCUAGGGUAAAGCGUGACGGCCAGUGGAAAGACGUCGAGUCCGCCGAGCUCGUUCCCGGUGACAUGAUCGCGUUCAAGAUUGGUGACAUCGUCCCUGCGGACUGUCGUCUUGUUGAGGCCGUCAACGUCUCGAUCGACCAGGCUGCCCUCACGGGUGAGUCGCUUCCUCAGAGCAAGAAGGUUGCCGACCAGUGCUUCUCCGGCUCUACUUGCAAGAAUGGCGAGGCUGAGGGCGUCGUCAUCUCCACCGGUGCCAACACCUUCUUCGGUCGCGCGGCCUCGCUCGUCGGCCAAGAUGACGAUACCACCGGACAUUUGCAGAAGAUUCUCGCUCAGAUCGGGUCUUUCUGCCUUGUCGUGAUCGGUAUCUUCAUCAUUGCCGAGAUUUUCUGCUUGUACGCCGGCUUCCGCUACAACUACCGUCGCGGUAUCAACGACAUCCUCGUCCUUUUGAUCGGUGGUAUCCCCAUUGCCAUGCCCACUGUCUUGUCCGUCACGCUCGCUGUCGGUGCUCAGCAGCUCGCCAAGUACAAAGCCAUCGUCACUCGUAUCACGGCCAUCGAGGAACUUGCCGCCGUCACAAUCCUCUGCUCUGAUAAGACCGGUACGCUUACGACCAACAAGCUCACCAUCGACAAGACCACUCUGAAGACGUACGGCCCCUUCUCCGCUGACGAUGUUAUCCUACUCUCCGCCUACGCUUCUCGUACCGAGAACCAGGACGCCAUCGACGCCUGUGUUGUCGGUACCCUCGGCGAUCCCGCGCGCGCGCGUGCCGGCAUCAAGCUCCUGGACUUCAAGCCCUUCAACCCUGUCGACAAGCGUACCGAAAUCACCUACCUCGAGGAAUCGUCUGGCAAGCUCAAGCGUGUCACUAAGGGCAUGACCGGUAUCAUUAUCGAGCUCUGCACGCGCAACAAGACUUCCGAGCUCGAGGAUCGUCUCGAGGCCGAUGUCGAGGAGUUCGCCGCCCGUGGUCUCCGUGCCCUUGCUGUUGCAUACGAAGAGGUUGAGGGCACCGACCCCGAGGCUGAAGGCAACGGCUUCGAGCUCAUUGGUCUCCUGUCCAUUUUCGACCCCCCUCGUGAGGACACUAAGCAGACUAUCGACGACGCCAUCGGUCUCGGUGUCAGGGUCAAGAUGGUCACCGGUGACCAGCUCGCUAUCGCGAAGGAGACUGGCCGUCGUCUUGGUCUCGGCGACCACAUGUAUCCUGCCAAGGUUCUCAAAGAAGGUCCCGAUCCUAGCUCCCGCUUCCGUACCCUCGACGAGAUGAUUCUCGACGCAGACGGUUUCGCCGGCGUCUUCCCAGAGCACAAGUACGAGAUCGUCAAGCGUCUCCAGGGUCUCGGCCAUCUCUGCGCCAUGACCGGUGACGGCGCCAACGACGCCCCUGCUCUCUCUCGUGCCAACGUCGGUAUCGCCGUCGAGGGCGCCACCGACGCGGCUCGUGGUGCCGCCGAUAUCGUCUUGACUGAGCCCGGUCUGUCCACCAUCGUCCAUGCCAUUCGCGGCUCUCGUGUCAUCUUCCAGCGUAUGCGCAACUACUCGAUCUACGCCUGCGCCGUCACGAUCCGUAUCGUCGUCUGCUUCGCGGUUCUCUCAUUCGCCUUCCAGUUCGACUUCCCACCGUUCAUGGUCCUGAUCAUUGCCCUGCUUAACGACGGUACCAUCAUGACCCUCUCUGUCGACCGUGUCCUGCCUUCCAAUACGCCCGAUAGUUGGAACUUGGCUGAGAUUUUCGCGUACGCCUUUGCUUACGGUAUCUAUCUCACGCUCUCGACGAUCGCCCUGGUCGCUGUAUGCAUUCGUACCACAUUCUUCUUCGACAAGUUCGGCGCGACCUUCACGGACGGCGCGACUACCGCUCGUCACCACCAUAACGACCCUAAGCUCCACACCGUCGUCUAUCUCCAGGUCGCCAUCAUCUCGCAGGCGCUCAUUUUCAUCACGCGUUCGCACGGCUUCUUCUUCAUGGAACGUCCCUCGGCAGCCCUCUUCUUCGCUUUCUGUCUUGCGCAGCUCAUCUCGUCGAUCAUCGCUUCGUACGGCGACUGGGGCUUCACCGAGGUUGCGGCUAUCGAGGGUUCUUGGAUUGGUAUCAUCUGGGUUUGGGACAUCUGCUGGUUCUUGCCUAUGGAUUUCAUCAAGUUCGCGAUGAAGGCUACUAUCAUCAAGUAUCUGCGUAACCGUCAUGCGGCUAGCGUCCGUGAGGAGACUUCGCAAGCAGCCGCGGGCAUUCCCAUCACUCGUACCCAGUCGCGUGCCGCGUCGAUCCACGAGUCGCUUUACUCGAAUCGCGUUGGCUUCCUCCGCCGCGCCGCCCACAGGGUUGGCUUCCGGCAAAAGGUCUCGGUCAAGCCCGACGAGCUUCGCCGCUUCUCAAGUAUUCAGGCCGCACAGACCGGCUCCGUCCUCGCUCGCCACCCUUCGCGUGCUCAGGCAUAGACGUGGAGUCGGAGCAUCGCUUGUCGCUAGCCAUCCUUGUGUUACACGCCCCAUAAUUAUCGUCGUCGAAGGUCAACGCAGCAGCUCCUGGUGUCAUUAUUCUUUUCCUGUCUUAUUACAUUUUUUCUCCUACCGCCGCGCUGUUCGCGCAUGGAUGUUGACAUCGGAUACCCGACCACUCCGUGCUCGUUGACGUUUCUCGUCGAAGGCUGUGUAGCCCUCGUGUGCGGGCUCUGGUUCUGCCUGCGCGACUCUGUCUUGGUCUGGCCUGUGCCUCGUGGUCCUCUUUCACCCCGCCUAUCGCCCUCAACAGACAAUGAUUUGCAUACAUAGCCUUGACACGUCGUUUCUCGUUCACGAUUUCUGUCGCGCAAUUUUCCGCCUUCAUGACUUGACAUGUGGUGUCGGUAGUAAUUCUUCUACGUCGCCCUCAUUGACACAUCGACGACAACUUUUCUUUAUCAUUAGUUAAUGUACAAAGGAAGACGACAAGUAAUAUAGA